Messenger RNA from Colletotrichum gloeosporioides, 636 nucleotides. RefSeq lists its product as uncharacterized. Lineage: Eukaryota; Fungi; Ascomycota; Sordariomycetes; Glomerellales; Glomerellaceae. The transcript has 2 exons. Bases 1 to 636 code for a protein of 211 amino acids. The record is from RefSeq and is a predicted model, not a curated record.
AUGGCGCCACGUCACAGCCAUCAUCGAAAGCAUGCAGUCAAAAAGGCUCAAGAAGAUACUCCGUCACAGCCUCCUCCGCCGCUCGCGAAUACCAAACCUGCCGCACCAGCAGCAACGCCGUACGUUGCCCUAGCUGUGGGGCCGUGGUCUGCCUGGACCCUUGAUAGUGAAGAUAGGGGGUUUUACUUCAGAAAUCGCGUAACAGCAACAGGUCAAAUGCAGUGGGAAUAUGCUACUUCUACACCGUUGCAAACAUACGCCUAUCCACAACUGACGGCGGAGCCGCCGUCCUUUUACUACCACCCCGUCGUAAAUCCUCCCAUGCAACCUGUGUACGACUAUACGCCUCGAUAUCCAGUCAAUGUGGCCGCGAGUGAUAUCAAGUCUAGCGAUGCUUCUGACGCUACGUCCGAAUCUGAAGACUUUGACGUCGCUGCUGCUAAGCUAGCAGGAUUCUCGAUUCCGGCAAUCAUCGAUGUGGACUCGAAGAAGAUUGAGAUGCGACUUCCGAAUCUUCGAUCUGGCGAUACCACCUUUGUCUGGGACCGAAAGCAUGGGCAUUCGUCGAAGACAAAGAUCUACUCAGAUACAGACUCGAGGGUUGAAGAGUGGUUGAGGAAUGAGUUCAGUGUUUGA